Messenger RNA from Neltuma alba, 429 nucleotides. Its product is annotated as disease resistance-like protein DSC1. NCBI's taxonomy places the organism in Eukaryota, Viridiplantae, Streptophyta, Magnoliopsida, Fabales, Fabaceae. The transcript has a single exon. The record is from RefSeq and is a predicted model, not a curated record. The coding region runs from base 1 to 429 and encodes 142 amino acids. Gene Ontology annotation, molecular function: ADP binding. Gene Ontology annotation, biological process: defense response.
AUGACAACUAGAGAUGAAGAUGUCCUUCAAAAAUAUGAGGUUAAUACCAUUUAUAGACCUAAACUCUUGUCCAAGGACGAAGGUUUCAAACUAUUUUGUUCUAAAGCUUUUCUAGGGGGAUAUCCGAUUGAUGAUUUCGAAGGGAUAAUAUAUAGGGUGUUGGAAUAUGCUAAUGGCCUUCCAUUAGCAAUUGAAAUAUUGGGUUCAUCCAUUUUUGGAAAAGGCGUUGCAGAAUGGAGAAGUUUUCUGGAUAGAGAAGAAAUUAUUCCGCCCUAUAAGAUCAUAAGGGUGCUUACAAAAAGUUUUGACGAACUUGAUCACAUGAGUAAGGAAAUGUUUUUGGACAUAGCAUGUUUCUUUGUUGGGAAGGACAUUAACACUGUGUUUGGCUUGACCGAAGGAAAGAGAAGGGAGAAAAGGGGAGGAUAG